This is a messenger RNA of Vigna umbellata (rice bean), 774 nucleotides long. The record is from RefSeq and is a predicted model, not a curated record. NCBI's taxonomy places the organism in Eukaryota, Viridiplantae, Streptophyta, Magnoliopsida, Fabales, Fabaceae.
UAGCUAUACGGUGGAGUGAGUGAGCUGUGUACACUGUUACUUGCCACGUAGUAAAACAUCAUAAGAUAGUGAUGGAGAGGAAGUUCGUUUCGGUUAUUGUUCUGGGGAUCUGUCUGGUGCUGGGAAUGUCCCAGUAUGUUGAAGCAAGGAACUUGGAGGAAAAAUCAAAGGAAGAGGUGAAGAAACCAGAGUCAUGCAUAGAUGGAGGGUCCGGUGGUGGUUUGGGUGGAGGAAGUGGUGGUUUAGGAGGAGGGUACGGAGGUGGUAGUGGUUUAGGUGGUGGAUUUGGAGGAGACGGUGGAGGUGGUAGUGGUCUAGGUGUUGGAAUUGGUGGACUUGGAGGUGGUGGACUUGGAGGAGUUGGAGGUGGUGCCGGUGCCGGUGCCGGUGCUGGUAUAGUUGGUGGAAUUGGUGGAGGCAUUUACAAGGGAAUUGGAAUUGGAGGUGUUGGAGGUGGUGUAGGUGCCAUAGGUGGAAUCGGCGGUGUCAUUGGUGGUUUCGAACAUGUUGAUGACAAUAAGCCUUGAAACAUCAGAAGGAGUUACUUACCUUAAAAUAAUUGCAGACUCGUGACGAUAUAGUUCUAUCAUUAGUGUUUCAUUUUCACUUGCUAUUUUAUUUUGUUUUCAUUUUGUAUCCACAAAUAAGUUCACGUACGUAUGCAUGCAUGCUAAAUUUUCCGUUCAUGUUAUGUAAAAGAUUCCAAGAAUAUAUACUUGUCGUACAACAUUGCAUGUCUUAUAUAUAUAUAUAUAUAUAUAUGUCUUUGCAUUA